UAUAUCUGCAUUUACGGCUAUUGAGCGACAUUACCUCUUCUCGAUUUUCAAGAUGCAGGGCGUUCUAGCUGUUGGCAUACUCAUGGCUUUGGUCUAUUCCAUCGAAGGAAAACCAAAACGUCAACCAUUCUCAACACAACAUGGUCCUUUCAUUGUCCAACAUUUCGCUCCUGUUUGUGAUGGCAAACUCCAAUGCGGCUGUAAUGAUUUUAUGGGUCAUCCGGAAUGCGUGUCUGCCAUGGCCGUGUGUGACGGAGUGACUGAUUGUUCGAAUGGCGCCGACGAGCAAGGAUGCCCGAACCCAAACUGCAAGUCGCAAGGUCUGAUGACAUGUAGCGACAGGAAAACCUGCGGGAAACCAUGUGAUGGCUUUCCACAGUGUUCCGGACUUGAAGACGAACGCAUGUGUCCGACGAUCUGUCCAAAGGGUAAUCUACAAUGUAGAGAUGGGAAGACUUGCAUUAGCGCCGAGCGUCUGUGCGAUGGCCAUGACGACUGCAUGGAUGGGCAAGAUGAGGAAAGAUGCAACCUGUUCAAAUGUGCAAGCGGACAAAUCCUGUGCUCCGACGGGAAAUGUGGGAAUGUGUGUGAUGGGGAAAUGCAAUGCUCAGAUAAAGCAGACGAGCAAAACUGCAAAGAUCUACAAUGCCCGAACCGCGUCUUCAUCGAUUGUGACAGUUUCGGUUUCGCCUUCAAGAGGUGCCAAGUGCCAAAUGCCUCCAUGGUGCUCAGUGUCGUGGUAACGGCAAGAAGGUCAAUAUCGGACUGCACAUUGAACAACAGCUUUGGGAGAGACGUUAUGUCCAUAUGGGUGGACAACGGGUGCAGAGCGACGUUUGAAGUCUGUUACAAGUAGUAGAGUCCACUUGCAGUGUGUGUAUACCACGUGAUAAAUUACGUCAUAUCUGCUACGUCGAAAGUUUUCAAAAUUUUCCUAAUCGAAAACUUAAAUCAAAGGAAAUUUUUCAUUUACAACACCAUUUCCAAAAUAAUGUUUUGACAGUGCUCCGGAUCCGUCAGACGGCCGUAUUGUGAAAAGGUUUGUCGAAGUGUUAUAAGGAACUAAACAUGCAAUCAAAUUCUGGUAAAAGACCGAAGGUGGUGCUCCGUAAGCGGCAUAGACUGCGCCUUGUUUCAUUUAAAAUGGUGAAGAAAUAGUGAAGUUAACUCUGUUUAAAGUCUUUUUUUCAAACCAAAAUAUUGCCUUCUGACGUAGCAUUUAUGACGCAAUUUAUUACGUGGUAUACACACACUGGCUUGCAGGAGUUUGCUUUCUAUGUACAUGCA
Molecule: messenger RNA, 1287 nt
Organism: Mya arenaria
Lineage: Eukaryota; Metazoa; Mollusca; Bivalvia; Myida; Myidae
Product: sortilin-related receptor-like
Exons: 6
Coding region: 53-856 (267 amino acids)
Molecular function (GO): protein binding
Source: RefSeq, a predicted model, not a curated record